Dermacentor silvarum is the source of this 1219-nucleotide messenger RNA. RefSeq names its product solute carrier family 13 member 5-like. Gene Ontology annotation, molecular function: citrate transmembrane transporter activity; succinate transmembrane transporter activity. The record is from RefSeq and is a predicted model, not a curated record. The coding region runs from base 148 to 915 and encodes 255 amino acids. NCBI's taxonomy places the organism in Eukaryota, Metazoa, Arthropoda, Arachnida, Ixodida, Ixodidae. Gene Ontology annotation, cellular component: membrane. The transcript is spliced from 7 exons. Gene Ontology annotation, biological process: monoatomic anion transmembrane transport; citrate transport.
CUGUGGAUGUUCUUCGCAUUGCCGAUUGCCCUAAUUGGAACGGCCCUCGUAUUCCUCAUCGUCGUUCCGUUCUUCUUCUCUUGAAAAACUCCAAACCUCGGGAAAGAAAGCAGCAACUACGCCAUAGCUGCAAUUCGUCGCAACUACAUGGCACUCGGACCCAUCAAGUUUCACGAAGUUGCAGUCCUGCUCCUGUUCAUAUUGCUGGUGUUUCUCUGGCUUUUCCGGGACCCCAUGUUCGCCAAAGGGUGGGCGACAUACUUCGGAGUCAUAAAGCCUAAGGACGCCACAGCAGUGAUGAUACCAGUGAUUCUGCUGUUCAUGAUUCCUUCGAAGCCUCAGAAGGGCUUCAGAGGCCCCGUCCUGUUGACAUGGAAAAUGGUGCAAGCUAAGCUGCAAUGGAGCGUCAUCCUUCUCAUUGGCAGCGGCUUCGCCAUCGCUGAAGCCAUGCGUGUGUCGGGCUUGUCGGAGCAACUGGGGCAGAAACUGGCCGAACUGGGCCACUUGUCACCCGGUCCACUCAUGAUUUGCCUGAGCAUCAUCUGCUCCUUCAUGUCCGAGCUCAUCAGCAACUGCGGAACAUGCACCGUCCUUCUACCAGUUUUUGCUGUGCUGGCAGAGGACCUGAACCUGAACCCCCUGCUGUUCAUGAUACCAACGACGAUCGCCAGCAACUACGCCUUCCUGUUGCCCGUGGGGACGCCGGCGAACGCCAUGGUUUACGAGCACGGCCGGCUCACAAUAAUGGAAAUGGUUGUUCCUGGAUUUCUGGCAAAAAUCAUCACCAUGGUUGUGACAGUGGUGGUAACAUACGUUCUGGGCGACCCAAUCUUCGGCAUGUUUCAAGAAGCUGACUGGGUGUCGGCUGUCACCACAGGAAACGUCAGCACUACUGUCGUUCCUGGGCAAACUUAGAUUUUUUUUUCUUGUGGGACCGGGAAGGUCUAUGCCUGAAUGUACAAAAAAGGAGGUAGCACAUGUGUUUGCUGGUAUGCCAAUCUGAUUACUUCCAUCUGACCAUGUAGUGUACACAAAAUCGGGCGAGCCACCACGACGCCAAAUUAUUGACUGACGGCAAUGCGAAUAAUGUGAAUGAAACAAGAUAUCUCGAUUCGUGAAAAUUCUCCCGAACGUGGUUCUUUAUAAUGUCGAGGGUGCGACAAUGUUCCGCAUAGUCUCAUACACCUCUGUGAAUCAUUUAGUUGGUACCAUUAAUUUG